Suillus subalutaceus is the source of this 1572-nucleotide messenger RNA. RefSeq names its product beta-lactamase-like protein. The record is from RefSeq and is a predicted model, not a curated record. Bases 252 to 1400 code for a protein of 382 amino acids. The transcript has 6 exons. NCBI's taxonomy places the organism in Eukaryota, Fungi, Basidiomycota, Agaricomycetes, Boletales, Suillaceae.
GCUAGACCCGUUAUGAAUGUUUUUCAUCGUUCAGCGCUCAGCACCGAUGUCUAAGGUCCGAGUGUAUCUUAUCAGCACUAGCCGCGAUUACACGUGCCGCCGUAAAGGUCGUGGGUGUCCAUGAUCGAGAUCGACAACGACUCAUCGGAGUAAGUUGAAACUCGGAAAUUAGGCUCUUACAUUGAAAAACGGCGUGCCACCGACCGCAGCCCCUCCUUUCAACUUCCCCCUACCUAGCAGUCCUACAAUUAAUGGGUUCCAUUGUCUCUCCUUCCAAUACUCCUCCAAUCGAGCUAUUAUUCCUUGGAACAGGCACUUCCUCCUCGAUCCCUCACCUGGACUGCCUGACCGCUCCGCCCAAUAGAAAGCCCUGCUUGACCUGCCUCUCCACGCUGACUCCAGAAGGAAAGAAGAAUAUCAGGCGAAAUACAUCCGCUGGCUCUCCGCAUAUCAGGCAAGGACGGCAAGACAACGUAGGCAAAAACUUUCAAGCUGCGGCGGUGGAGUGGUUUCCAAAGUAUGGAUUGAGGGAGAUUGACGCUGUUAUCAUCACCCACGCACAUGCUGAUGCCAUGAAUGGAUUGGAUGAUCUCCGAGGGUGGACGCUCGGAGGCGCCAUACAAACUCACAUCGAUGUCUAUGUUUCUCAGUCCACGUUUCAUGAAGUCCAAAGAUCUUUUCCUUAUUUGGUCUCGAAAGAAUUCGCAUCUGGGGGAGGUGAUGUGCCGGAUUUUGAAUGGCACAUCAUAGAAGACAAGGUCCCAUUUGAAAUAAAGGACACGGGUGUCCAGAUUACCCCAUUCAUAGUCCAUCAUGGCAGGUUGUUUGCCACGAAUCCUCCCCCAGCCUUUGCACCGACACCAUGCACAACUCAGCCGACAACUCCCAAUUUGUCGGGGAGGUCAUCCCCCGUAAGACCCUUGUCAGGCACCUGCUGCAGUAACGCGCCGCCCAAGAUUCAUCCGUACUUGUGCUUUGGGUUUUUGAUUCAGGACACGAUCAUCUACAUUUCUGACGUAUCUUUGAUACCCGAUGAUACUUGGGCCCUCCUAGAAUCGGCAAAAAAACCGAUGCCAGUGUUGGUGCUCGACUGCUUGCGGCUGAGGUCCCAUACGUCCCAUAUGGGUGUUCGGGAAGCAGUGGCUACGGUGCGAAGGUUGAAUCCCAGCCGAACCUAUUUGACUGGGUUCAGUCAUGAUAUCUCUCAUGAUGAAUAUAUAACCAUUGGCAAGGCCGCAGGGGGAGACGGCCCUAAAGAUACGACUCACAUGAGCAUUAUGGAGCGUCGGGGGACGGAGAUGAUUCGAGAAGGGAAGCCCGUGUGGAUUCGGCCAUCUCAUGAUGGAUUGAGGGUAUUUGUAUCUAGUGAUGAUUCGGUCAUUGACGAGACGUACGACUGAAGUGGAUUUUUUGAUAUCAUGUUGUGGGAUUCUUCCCAUCUCGUCGCAUGUAGUUGUACUCUAGAUUCGCUGUCUUUUAGACGUGGUGGCGGCCGUUGACGGAUUAGGAUUUACUUACGUGAUGAAUGAAUCGACACUGCUUUCUGAUAUACAUAGUACCCUUUCACCCACA